AUGCCCCACCAGGCGCGCGGGGAGUCGCGGUCGCGUCGCAGCCCGAGCGUCACCCGGCGCGCCCGUUCCCGUUCCCGCAUCCCCAGCACCCAUUUAUCGCUGCCCACCUUCGCCCUAUUCCGCGCCUUCACCGAAGCCCUCUCGCACUUCGUCGCCGCCUCGGUCGUCCACGCGCAUCCCGCAAUCCCACCCGCCUUCCUCGCCUUCCCGGCCUUUCUGCUCGCCGCAACAGUGCUCGCACCGCUCUCCACACGUUCCAUAGCCAGGAAAAUGCUCAGGUCAGUCACGCUUCCGGCAUUCCUCAGUGUUGUGCAUCUCCUGCUUUUGCUAGAGGCUGUUAAAAGGCUUGGGCCGGCGCGCACUCUGCUCGCGACAACCGCCGCUCCCCAUAUUACAAACUUGGUUAGGCGCAAGAGGACGAAGACGACUGCAAUUAUCGUGAUAGCUGCGAUCAUGACUCUCGGCUUGGUCUUUCAUGAUACCAUUGGCGGCGGAGCUAGAGUUCGGGAGAGGGUGUUGAAGUCCCGCGCAGGGCACGCUGUCACGACCAAGCUUCAGAGGAUAUCUCAGUCUAUGGGGCAAACGGUUCGCAGUAAUGAACAGCUGAACAAACUUCGCGCGCGUUACGGGAAACCACCAAAUGAGUUGGAGCAGGGACAAAUCCCUUUGCGACACAGUGGACCCAGCGGCGAUACGAAAAAUCGAAAUGAGGUUAUCAGUAGACGCCGCUUGUUGGCCGUUCCAACGAAAGCUAAACAAAAACCUGCUCCGCGAGACGCUAAUGUCGACAAUUCAUAUUCUGAAAAUCCAAACGUUGUUGGUGAUAAGAAGAGUUCUUCGGCUAGGACUGCCUCGCAGGAGCACGCGCAGGAGGUGAAUGAAAAGGAAACUGUGUUUACUGACGUGAAGCGGAACAGCGAGGAACACGGCAGAGCCCGCAAUAUAACCAAAACUCUCAAGAAUGAGAUGGUAACUGACGGCGAUGCGAUUGUUGACACAGGAGCGAGUCCCGGGCAAUCAUUGAGGGUCUUCUUCGGAGUGUUGUUUGUAGUUUUCUCCUCACUUGCUAGUUCCAUCGGCAACAGCAGUCGACAGAAUCUCGCCCAUGAUGCUGGCGACGACUAUGCGGUGUCUUGCGUAACAUUCUUCAUGUCAGCCUUUAUGAUCUUCCCUUUUGUCCUCUUCUACUGGAUUACAGGUAGAGGGACAGAUGGUGUGUACACUCGUAUGCUUUUCAGCCAAGUUGUUCCGUCUGGUGCUCUUCUUGGGUUCUGUCUAUUGGCAUACCCUGAUUUGUCGUACACACAUUUCGGGACCCAAGGAGGCACUCGUAGAAGUCAGCCUCAUCAGAGAACGCCAUCGAAAGGCAACACAAGCAUGAAUAGCUUUGGGAGCGGCUUGUUCCCACUCCCGGAGAUGGGCGCGUUUACCAGAGCCGCGAUUUAUCCAUACAUGUGCCUUUCAAUCGUCCUACUGAGAAUACUCAGCACUACAGUCUUUGGGUUUCAGGAGCCUCUUUCCUUUUCCUCUGUUCUCGCGGCUUUCAUGCUGUGCUGCAUUUCUGUCUUGGACUCGGGCCAAAGUCGCAGUGAUAACCGUCAAGAGCCGAGCUUUCGGGAGCGGUCCAGAUCCUUCAACAGUGGAGAUAUUUCGUCUGUUGUCGGACGUGGCACAGCACGCCAACUUCGAUACAUAUGGAAAAUAUUAUCCUCUUCUGCGUUGGUAUCGGUCCACAGCAUGAGAGACAUCAUUCGGCAUGCCAGGUUGAAUAAGGCCUCAUGGCAGGUCCUAAAUUUUCUCGUCUUGCAGUCGGGAAUGGCUACGGUAGAGUUGAUAUACGCGACGAUGACUCACGCAAGCGGUCUGAUAUCGAUAUCCGCCGACAAUUUCUUUUGUUGCAUUUCUCUCGCAAUCGGAUUACAGGCGAUCCGAGUCACAUCAAGAAAACCUACAUAUGCAUAUACGUACGGGUUCUCCCGAUUUGAAAGUGUUUGCGGUUUUGCAAAUGGGGUCAUGUUGAUAUAUGUUGCCGUCCUUAUUGUACUUGAAGCAUUUGAGCGGCUCAAAGACACCAACAACGUCGCCGCUGGGCAUACUUUUACUGUUUGUCUAUUCGGGAUGACUGGGAAUAUUCUAGGAUUAUACUUCUUUCCCCCAGAAAGCCGAAGAGAAAAUCACAACGUUCAAGGGAUAUAUUUGCAUAUUUGGGCAAAUACCCUUGCUUUUGCGAGCAUGGCAGUCAGCACUGCUAUUGCCGCUGCAGUACCUGCUUGGGAAAUGAUAGACAUGGUGUCAGCAACUCUGGUAGGUAUUGGGAUUGUCGUGCUUGCAAUUCCGUUGCUGUUAAGGAGUGGACGAUUGCUUCUUUUGCUUGUGCCACGAGAGAAACAGAAGUCCUUGAGGAUACUCCGUGACCGAUUGGAUAAUAUCGACGGUGUCAUUAAGAUUUCUGGGCUAAGGGUGUGGAAUUUGAGUCCAAAUAGCCUCGUUGCGAGUGUUCGUAUCAAGGCUGCAAACUAUUACGAUGGUCCAGACAUAGAUAUUUUGUACAAAGCUCGAUCUGUGUUUGCCUCCAUCGGAGUUCCUGCGUCCCAGUGUACGAUUCAAAUAUCGCGGAUAGAGGCGGAAAACAAAGCAGUUGUCUUUUUUCACAAACGCUCGCAAUCUGGAUUCGGUGACACCGGUAUUGACCUAGAAGCUUUGUAGAUGUGUACUGAAUUAGCAGCAUAACUCGUAACGUUCGAGGGAAGAAAUCAAACCAUCCUAACUGUGUAAGAUACAAUGUCAGUACUGAAUAACUAACCGUAAACUUUUGCCCGCAAGA
Molecule: messenger RNA, 2824 nt
Organism: Chondrus crispus (carragheen)
Lineage: Eukaryota; Rhodophyta; Florideophyceae; Gigartinales; Gigartinaceae
Exons: 2
Coding region: 1-2706 (901 amino acids)
Biological process (GO): zinc ion transport; transmembrane transport; intracellular zinc ion homeostasis
Cellular component (GO): membrane; Golgi apparatus
Molecular function (GO): zinc ion transmembrane transporter activity
Source: RefSeq, a predicted model, not a curated record